Molecule: messenger RNA, 384 nt
Organism: Emiliania huxleyi CCMP1516
Lineage: Eukaryota; Haptophyta; Isochrysidales; Noelaerhabdaceae
Exons: 1
Coding region: 1-384 (127 amino acids)
Source: RefSeq, a predicted model, not a curated record
AUGCGGGCGAUCUGUGCGCUGCUGGCGUUGUCGGCGUCAGCCUUGCGCGUGCCGGCGCCGCCGAAGCUCACACGAGCCUUGCUCUUGCCGGCACCACCGAAGCUCACACGAGCCUUGCGCGUGUCGGCGCCGCCGGAGCUCACACGCCGCGCCGCCCUCUUCGCGCCCGCAACCGCUUCGUUUCUCGCCCUGGGCUCGCCGAGCUUGUGCGCGGCCGAGACCAAUGAAGAGAAGGAGGCGAAGAAGGCGGCGAAAGCAGCAGCGAUGAAGCGGGUGCGUGAGGAGCGAUCCAGGGCGGAGGCGAGGGCACAGGCCGAGGAGUACGCUCGCGUAAUGAGCCUUGCGGGGAAGGGCGUUGAGGGUGCGACGAGCACCUCUCGCUGA